This is a messenger RNA of Juglans microcarpa x Juglans regia, 1709 nucleotides long. RefSeq lists its product as uncharacterized. Lineage: Eukaryota; Viridiplantae; Streptophyta; Magnoliopsida; Fagales; Juglandaceae. Bases 387 to 1481 code for a protein of 364 amino acids. Gene Ontology annotation, molecular function: zinc ion binding. The record is from RefSeq and is a predicted model, not a curated record. The transcript has 4 exons.
UAAUGUCAGAAGAAUUGUGUGGUGAGCAAGAACGCAGGAACUACCAGGUUGGUGAGACUGUGGACUAAAUUCACUGUAAUGUUGUACAGUACCUACGUUGAGAACUCUGAUGAAAAAGGUAUGGACUAUUGGCGAGUAGGAUGGAAAAAGGUCAAAACAUCUGUAAACGUAGCGAGUGUGCUUUAGGUAAAUAUGCGACACUUUUUGUGUUCUUUGAUGAGUAGGGACAUCCACUGCUCAAGAGUAUAGAGACAGUGAGAGAAUAUUGAGGCUGGAAGUUGCUUCAGUUAUGAUUGAUUUUAGUGCUCGAUCUCGGGGUAUCUGAUGCCCAUCUCUCCUCCUCCCAAGCUAAGUGCGCGUGUUAAGAGAGAGAUUCUUUUAAUUCAAUGGGAAAGGAAAAUGUGUCACAUACAAUGAAGGAUGGAGUCACCAAUGAGGAUUGCUCUUCUAUCGAGAGUGAAGAAUCAGGGUCUCACCCAUGUCAUAGUUUUGACAAGGAGGCAGGCCUGCCAAGUUGUCGUGUGUGCCAAUGUACUGAAUCUGACAAAAUGGGGGAUGCUGUUUUAGGAUUUUUGGGCAUCUCUCUUCCAUCACAAGAUGCAAGUAAAAGCUAUGGGAAGGUUCAGCCUGAUAGGAAGGAAGUAAUCAAAGAUGUUGAAAAUAAUUUUUCUCUAAAAAAGAAUGGUGGAAGAGAACGUGGGCUUGUGGAGUUUAUUGGCCCUGAUGGGGAGGUUUUCAUUUGUAAUACAGAUUUGGAGAUGGGUUCGUGUCACCACCAAGACACAUUGGUAGAGCUUGGUUGUUCUUGCAAAAAUGACCUUGCUUUAGUACACUAUGCUUGUGCUUUAAAAUGGUUCGUUAACCAUGGAUCCACAGUUUGUGAAAUCUGUGGAUGUGUUGCAAAAAAUAUUAGAACUGCAGACUUCAAAAAGGUUGUGGGUUCUUUAAAGGAAUUUGAAGCAUUGAGAGAAAGGACUGCUAGUGGAGAACCCAGUCCUGCACCAUUGCGUACAAAUCAAGGUGUAGAUCCCGAUGCUGUUGCUGCCAUCCGAAGGCAACGGCUUAGUGAGAUUUCAUUGUGGUUUAUUCCACAUAAUAAUAGUAACUAUAAUAAUUCUGCUGCAGUUUCACAGGUUGUUUCUGAACAACCUUUGAAUACUGUCUCAGAAGAUGUUGUCCCUGAUGAAAAUCCUGCAACCAAGUGGGCCGUGGAAGGUACUGGGAUUCUGCUUGCUACAGGACUUCUUACUGUUACUCUUGCAUGGCUCAUUGCACCUCGUGUUGGGAAGAAAACUGCCAGAAGUGGCCUUCAUAUUCUCCUUGGAGGCAUUUGUGCUCUAACAAUUGUGGUUUUCUUUCGCUUUUUUGUGCUUACCAGAAUCAAGUAUGGACCUGCACGCUACUGGGCAAUCUUGUUCGUCUUUUGGUUUCUUGUCUUUGGUAUAUGGGCUUCGCGGACUCAUGGCACUCAUUCAGCAUGAUUAUGUCAGCAUAAUGUUUAUCCAUGUCAAUCACCCCUUUUUUUUUUGCCAUUGUAGAACUGCAUUUUAUUUCAUAGAUGUCUCCAAUGCACGAACAAAAAAUGAGUAAUGUCUUAAAAUGUAUAAGCCCAUUAUUGUAAAGUAGCUCUUUUGUGGGCAAUGUUGUUCCGGUGCAACAUUUCUAUGUUUGUCAACAGCAGGUCUCUGGCUUUACCCUUGCAUGGUAAA